This is a messenger RNA of Mugil cephalus (flathead mullet), 3053 nucleotides long. It is a transcript of the gene cdca4, whose product is annotated as cell division cycle associated 4. The transcript has 3 exons. The coding region runs from base 316 to 1266 and encodes 316 amino acids. NCBI's taxonomy places the organism in Eukaryota, Metazoa, Chordata, Actinopteri, Mugiliformes, Mugilidae. Gene Ontology annotation, molecular function: transcription regulator activity. Gene Ontology annotation, cellular component: nucleus. The record is from RefSeq and is a predicted model, not a curated record.
CUCCUCUCCUCUCUGCAGCAGGACAGACAGAGGUAGCUCCGCUCCGCUCCGCUCCGCUCCGCUCAGUUUUUGAAGCCGUGGCAUGAGUGAUCUCAUCUGAACCUGAUCUCCGCUUUCCCUGCCGUCGAUCCUAUGACCGAGACGGGAGUAAAAUAACACAAACACGAGGAGUCUUGCCUCAGACUGGCCUAAAAUGGGCAGAAAUGGUGCUGAACAAAAGCUGCUUGUCGCUCGUACAAAAGUACUUGAAGCGUUGCAGCCGGGACCAAGCUGCAUUGCUAUUGCCUGUGCCUCUCAACAGGAAAGAGAGACAACAUGUUCCCGAAGGGCACCAAGCGCAAGUUCUCAGACUCCGGGGAGGAGCCAGUCUCCGGUGGCGGCGACGACCAGGGCCCCGCGGCGGCGGCUGCGGCGGCUGCGGCGUCCUCUGCGGCGGUCCGGACCAUGUCGUCCUCGUACAGCCUGCAGCGGCAGUCGCUCCUCGACAUGUCGCUGAUCAAGCUGCAGCUGUGCCACAUGCUGGUGGAGCCCAACCUGUGCCGCUCGGUGCUCAUCGCCAACACGGUGCGGCAGAUCCAGGAGGAGAUGACCCAGGACGGCACCUGGCAGAUCAUGACCCAGGCGCUGGCGGCCGCCCAGUGUCCCACCGACCGCCUGGUGGCCACCGAGGUGCUGUGCAGGCAGACUGACCCGGCGGCGCAGGCCGGGCAGAGCCCCAAGCCCUUCUCGGUGGUGGGCCUGGAGGAGGGCUACCACUCGGAGGAGGUGGUGAUGGAGGGGGACGUGGAGACAGAGGUCACCAUGUCCACCCUGUCGCCCGUCUCCCCCCAGCUGCCCUCGGCGUCCUACCUGGCGGGGCCGUUCGGCAUGGGGCCCUGCUGGGAGGAGGAGGAGGAGGACGGCGAGUGCGAGGAGGACGAGGAGGAGGACAGCGAGGAGUGCGUGUCGGAGGGGGAGGACGGGGGGGACCGGGACCACCUUAGCGCGGACUCCAGGACAGGGGAGCAGGUUUUUGGGACUUUUGAGAUCAAGCACCCGGCGCCGCCCCCUGACCCGGCCCUCGAGGAGCUGUUUUCGGACGUGGACCCGUCGUACUACGACCUCGACACGGUGCUGACGGGGAUGCAGAGCGCCCCCAAAAUGGGGCCUUACGACCUGCUGGAGAGCCUGUCCUCUCACGGGCCCACGACGCUGAGCUCCAGCGCGAGCUGCAGGUCGGACCUGAACGAACUGGACCACAUCAUGGAGAUCAUAGUGGGAUCCUGAAACAUUCGGAACAUUCCCCAUCCCCGACCCCCCACCCCACCCACCGGCCUGAACUCAUCCCACAGACUCUUUUCCAGACUAUGCACAGUACACGUGUGCAUGUUCUGUAUGUGGUAUUGUUACACACACGGAUUGUUGGAGGUUUUUGGGGGGACAAGGUGGGAAAGUAACGGCGCGCCGAACUGAUCCUGGGAGCGGCUCUGGAGUCGAGUCGGCAGCUGCUGUAGGCGGGACCCAAACAACAACAACAACAACAACAAAACUAAAACGUAAUUAAAAAUUUGGCGUGUUUGAGGACGAGCCAUCCCAGCCUGAGGGCGAAGCGGUUAGUUUCCUACUUUGUUUAAGAGAAAACCCAAAACUAGACGACAUCUGUGUCGAAGGCGAAGAUAAUUACCUUAUACCUUGAUGCAUUCUUAUUUACGUACUUUCCAUGUUUACGUCUGUCAUACAUUCUGUCAUACUAGCUCCUUCUGGUCGUUACUCUCUUCAGCCACUUUGUCCAUUUCUAUUUAUUGUUACAUGGACCGAGGAACAAUCCCAUCACACACACGCACACAUAUACAUACACACACACACACACACAAACAAACACACACACACUACAUGCAUCAGAAACCAGAACAAAUCCAAAUCUAUGAGUCUAUCAAUGCAUAUUUUCCUAAAAAAAAAAAACAACAACAAAAAAAAAAAAGAUUUGAGCAAUUAUGAAUGGAAUAUAUGUAUAUGUACGUAUGUGUAUAUAGAAAUAUAUUUUUUUGCAUUAUACAGCUGGGGGAUUUUUUGCAAGCGUCAUUUGAUAUUAUUAUUAUUAUUAUUAUAAUUAUUAUUUCUUUUUUUCCCGUCUCCCAAGCCGUUUUUAAGAUUUUAAAUGUAGCCAGACUUGAGACAAGUGUCUUCCCAUGGUUUGGUAUAACACGUUGACUGUAACAGGCGUCAGGACUUUGUAGGCACUGUUGGUUCAUUUUUUAUUUUAUUUUUAUUUUUUUUUCUCAGACGCAGGGCAGGAAAAAUUCCUCCUGAACUUUUAUCAUUUCUGGUAAGUUGUAGAUUUUUCCUGCCCUGCUGUCGCUAACAAUUUUCCUGAAGCAUUCGGAGAGAAACCACCGGAGUGAUAACUGCAUCAAGAAGCCAUAUUUCUUUCUCUCGUUUUGUUCUUACAAACGAGGAAUUCUGUGUGUUAACCCAUCUAAUUUAUUGUUUUUUUUUUUAUUUAUUGUAUUUAUUGUAUCUAGGUACAGACACGCCAUAUUAUCAAUUCAACCAUGAGGCCUGAUGAAAUUAUAUUUAUCCAAAUUUUACCCUCCGUUUUCAAUGCAGUACCUAUUUAUUCCUAUUUUUUUUUUUAUUUUUUAUAAUAGUCAUAAUAAUAAUAAUAACUGGGUUUCUAUUCCGAUUACUAUGCAGCUCUGUCAUGUGUUUCAAACUGACUGUAUACAACUCAAAAGUCCUUUAAUUCCUUUAUGCAAACAGUUGCCUUUCUCCUGAAUAUGUGGAAAAUCAAAUGCAUUUUUUUUUUUUUUUUCCCGAAAUUGUUCCUUCUCGUCGCGAUGAAGAUUAAUUAACUCAGGCAAACGAAAUGUAUUGACUAAAGUACAGUAUUACGACACGCUGAAUACCUUACCACCACACUCCUGAAGGAUGUCACGCUGGUCUGAAUGGGAGCUAGAACUUCAAAGACUAAUUAUCGUUGUAAAAUGUAUGCAUUUUUUUAUAUUAAGGAAAAAAAAACAUUGUAGCAUCUUUGUAAAUAUUUUUUAUAAUAAAAGGUGCAACUAUUGAUAAGA